Molecule: messenger RNA, 405 nt
Organism: Linum tenue
Lineage: Eukaryota; Viridiplantae; Streptophyta; Magnoliopsida; Malpighiales; Linaceae
Source: the annotation of a GenBank genome assembly
AUGGCAGAGGACGGGGAAGCAGAGGAGGGACGAGUGGAGGUGGGGGUGAAGGAAGGAAUAUCAUCAAUAGCUUUGUUACCAUGUGGGUCGAUUUCUGGACAUUUCAUUCAGCUUCCUGGCUCCAUUUGCUAUGGCCUUCAAUUGCAUGAGGUAGCUUGUGAAAGGGAGUGCAGCAGGGGUGAGGAUUAUCGCCUCAUCAAGCUUACCAUCAUUGACUACAAUAGCAAGAAAGAACAAGAUGUCAUGGUUGAAUGUAGAGGUCAUGAUGCUGCUCGGUUAUCUAACAUCGACCAUGCUCAAGGGUAUUGGAGAAACUUGAUUCCUUGCCAAAUUCCUAGCAUCAAACAGCACGUUAAAAAAAUCACAAGCUUUUAUUUUAUAAUGAUUUGUUUUUUUUACCCAUAA